UUUCGAUUGAUAUAUAAAUUAUUAACUAAUCGAAUUACGAAAAUUAAUUGUUAUUCAAUCAAUUUAUUUUAAGCAUCGUGUUAUAAUUUAAGAUGUAGUUGCAAUCGUAUUCAAUGAAAAAUGGCCGCAAACGUAAAAACAGAAAUGCGAAUUCCUACACGUUCUGCUCCUCCUCCUCCACCCAUUAGUUCAACAGCACAAAGAAAGAUUAAUUGGAAUAGCACAAAUAAUGUUUUUGGAUCUUCAAUAAUACGACAACCUAUUCAAAAGAAAAAACCACCUCCUCGGCCACCACCACCAAAGUUUAAUCAAAAUUAUUCACAAACACAAAGGGAAAAGUAUAAAAAAUCAACAAAACCAACAGAGCUUCUAACUAAUUUUUUUGGAAGAAAAAAAAAUGACAAUUCAAGUAUAACACAAUUAAAUAAUCAAGAACAAAAUACGAUAUUACAAUCAGAAAAGAUAAAUGGAUCAGUUUGUCUAAUAGAUUUUAGUCCACCUGGAUCUCCAACAUUUACCAUUCGAUCAAGUAGUGAUGGUAUUAGCAUUGAUAGUUUUGGUAGUGAUGGAAACUCAAAUCUCUCUGCAUUUACAAGUAGUGGAAACACAUCUCAAACUGAAAGUGCUUUUGAAGAUGAUUUUGAUCUUUUUGGAAUAUCUACUAAAAAAGCAUUGCAAAGUGAUCCAUGGAAAAUUAAUUCAGUAAUAGAUCCAUUUGAACCAUUAGAAGUAACUAAUUGUAAUACACUACAGUCUAUAAAACAUGUAGGAGACGCAUGUUUUUUUGCUUUCAACACAAAUAAUCAUACUAAUAAUCAAAUGAUUUACAAUCGGACAUCUUUCAAAAAUACUCAAUCAAUGCCAACUAUAAUCCGUGCAAAACCUCCAAAACCACCAGCACCAAAAAUUCUACAAAUAAAAAGAGAACAAAAAAUAAAUAAUAUUGAAAUUAAUUCAAAAUGUUUAAAUAAAAUAGUGUCUUUGACUAAGCCAAUGACAUUGGAUUUAACUAAUUCAUGGCAAAAUGAUUUAAAAGAUAGUCCUUCGCCACCAAUGCCCACAAUUCCACCACCUGCACCACCAUUAGAAUAUUUAACAGAAAUGAAUAAUGAUUCUUCAAUUAAUAAUGAAGAACCUUAUGGAAUUGCAUUAUAUGAUUUUCCAUUAACACAUGUGGGCGAUUUAUCUUUCAAAGAAGGUGAUAUAAUAUAUUUAAUAAAAAAAAUUAAUGAAGAUUGGAUGGAGGGUAGAAUAGGAAAUCAACAAGGAAUAUUUCCUAUUAAUUUUAUUGAUAUAAAAAUACCAAUGCCUGAUGUUCCAGAUAAUAUUGUUACUGCUAUUUAUCCUUUUAAAGGAGAAACAACUGAAGAUCUAUCAUUCGAUGAAGGAGAAAAAAUUACAGUACUAUCGAGGAUAUCGCAAGAUUGGUUAUAUGGAGAAAGUGGAGAUCAAAGAAAAGGUCAAUUUCCAAUAAACUACGUAAAUAGAGUCCCACGUAAUGUUUCAUUAUAUUAAUUUAUAUGUUGUAUAUUAUAAGUAGUAUGUCAAUAAUUUUUCUAUUACAACUCUUAUUUUUUAUACAUAAAAAAAUAUUUUUAUGGUAUAUUAAUAAGAUAAAAAAUGAA
This is a messenger RNA of Apis laboriosa (Himalayan honeybee), 1625 nucleotides long. RefSeq lists its product as uncharacterized. The record is from RefSeq and is a predicted model, not a curated record. The transcript is spliced from 6 exons. Gene Ontology annotation, molecular function: protein binding. NCBI's taxonomy places the organism in Eukaryota, Metazoa, Arthropoda, Insecta, Hymenoptera, Apidae. Bases 121 to 1515 code for a protein of 464 amino acids.